Molecule: messenger RNA, 4731 nt
Organism: Plectropomus leopardus (leopard coralgrouper)
Lineage: Eukaryota; Metazoa; Chordata; Actinopteri; Perciformes; Serranidae
Gene: pias4a
Product: protein inhibitor of activated STAT, 4a
Biological process (GO): protein sumoylation; regulation of transcription by RNA polymerase II
Cellular component (GO): chromatin
Molecular function (GO): transcription coregulator activity; SUMO ligase activity; zinc ion binding
Source: RefSeq, a predicted model, not a curated record
UGCUGCACGAAGAUGGCGGCCGAACUGGUGGAAGCGAUGAACAUGGUCAAAAGUUUCCGGGUCUCAGACCUGCAGACGCUGCUGGCCUCAAUGGGCCGCAGCAAAAGUGGGCUGAAACAGGACCUGGUGGGUCGUGCGCUGAGGCUAGUGCAGACCGAAUACAGCCCAGAGCUUCUGAAGAACGUCAGGCAGCUCUACGAGUCGCGCUUCCCCAAAACAUCUGGCUGGCUUGCGGCGCGGCGUCCGGAGGGCGUCCCGGUUGCCUACUCAUCCCUCAGCUCCUCCCCCAACGCCACCUCUCAGGGCGCAGACUACCUCAACGGCAUUUCCAAACCGAUCCCCACAGAGGUCAAGCUGGUGCCACUGCCCUUCUACCAAACUUUGGAGACACUGUUGCCACCAACAGAGCUAAUUGCCCAGAACAAUGAGAAACUGCAGGACAGUCAAUGCAUAUUUGAAUUAACACCAAACCAAGCAGACCAGAUCAGAAAUGCAAGUGAGCUUCGUCCAGGAAUCAGAUCAAUCCAAGUGGUUCUUAGAAUCUGUUACACAGACUCCAUCGGUGUCCAGGAGGACCAGUAUCCUCCCAACAUUGCUGUCAAAGUCAACCAGUCCUACUGUCACGUGCCGGGCUAUUACCCCUCUAAUAAGCCCGGUGUGGAGCCCCGUCGUCCUUGUCGUCCUGUAAACAUUACUCCCUGGUUGCAUCUCUCCAAUGUCACCAACAGAGUCACCGUCACCUGGGGAAACUUUGGCAAGCGGUACUCUGUGGCGGUGUAUUUAGUGAGGGUUUUCACUGCAGCAGACCUCUUCAGCCAACUCAAACUGUGCUCUGUUGAGAGUGCAGAACGCUGUCGUGAACGCAUCCAAGACAAACUACGUUUUGAUCCCGAGAGCGAAAUUGCGACAACAGGCCUCCGGGUGUCUCUCAUCUGUCCAUUGGUGAAGAUGCGGCUCGGCGUGCCAUGUCGAGUUUUAACUUGCGCCCAUCUCCAGUGUUUCGACGCAGUCUUCUUCCUGCAGAUGAAUGAGAAGAAGCCCACAUGGACUUGCCCCGUCUGUGACAAACCUGCUCCCUUUGAGCUGCUCACUAUCGAUGGGCUGCUAUCUGAGAUUCUGAAGGAGACAAGUGAGGAUAUUGAGGAGAUUGAGUACUUAACCGACGGCUCCUGGCGACCCAUCAGAGAUGACAAGGAGAGGGACAGGGAAAGAGAGCGCAGCAACACGCCAGAGUAUCCUGUUGUUGAUAUAUGCAUUCCUGAGGCAAACGGUCAUUCACCGGCCAUCCAUUCUGGAAGCAGUUCUGUGGGGAUGGCAGGAGUCACAGCAGGAGGUUCUGCUGUGGCGCCGGGAGGAGGUGCGGUGGUAGAUCUGACUCUUGACUCCUCCUCUGAGGAGGAAGGGGGCGGGGCAGGGGGAGACAGUGAGGACACUGAGGACAGCGCCGACAGUCCCGCCCCGAAGAGGGGCCGAUACAACUACGACAAGGACCUGGUCACUGCCUACUGACCCCGCAGCUCUGUCCCCUCAUAGACUGACACACACACAGAGACAGAGAGGCAGGGGGCUAAAAACUUGAGGACAGGAACACAGUAAUCCACUAGAUGCAACAAACCCCCCCUUUAUGCCCAAACGUCAAAGCCUUUUAGCAGCUCUGGUUUAUUUCCAGUCAAAACAAACACACUCAAACAUGCACUGUUAAUGAAUCUUCAAUCUAGAGUGAUUAGGAUUCCUCUUUGUACUGUACACCACUGGAAGCAACUCUUUCUGGCCAACCGUCACCUUGCAGUGAAUAUCUGUACCGUCCUGCCUCUACUUUCGAGACUGAAUGGAUCGUGCACCCCACCACCACCACCACGACCCCCCCCUACUCCUCUCUCUCCAGACUAUUCCCUCUCUACCACCUCAUCUCUCUUUGUAUUUGACUUGGAACUACAGGCUCUUUUAGCCGUGGGCGUUCGAUGUGUGCGUCUCUGAUUUUUGUCACCUUUGUGAUGAACAGGCAAGUUGGGGAAAAAAAAUGGAGGCUCCUCAGAAGUUUUUGGUAAGAGGUCAAAAACCACGAAUGGAAAAGAAGAGCAUGAAAACUUUGCGGGAGGACGAGGCAGAGAUAUCUUGAGUGUGAUGCAAAUUUGAAACCUCCCAUUGUGUUGAUUUCUUUUGUUAAGAGAAUGAAUUCAAAGCUUGAAAGGGUUUUUUUUCAGGAAUUUAUCCUUUUUAAUUAUGAAAGGGCAGAACACAAUACUGGCCUCAAUGUGUGAUGCUUUCCAUUUUUAUUUUGUCCUUAGCUAAAGAGAACCUACCUCAGUCAUAAAAAAAAAACUUAGCAGACUGACCAGAGAGUAACUUAGAAAGGAGCGGAGGACAGAAGAAUUGACGAGUCUUUCUGAAGCCAAUUUAACACUGGAGAUUUUGUUGUCCUACUUUUUUCUUUGCUUUAUUUUUUGUUUUAAUUCCAUCAUACCAUGCAGCUCUUUUCCCUCUGCAGCAACAAAAUCUUUGUUAAAGGGAGAGAUAGUUUGUGGAUAACUGUAGGUGUCUGAUUCAAAAGCUUUGGGUGGAGCUGUACCACUCUUAAAACAGAUACUGUGCUGUAACAGGAUUUAUUGGAAGCGAUCGGCGUUGCAUAUUGACAUCAAAAUUACUGUGUGGCAACCGUGCCAAAGCAGAUCUUAAAUAUUUACUGACAGGAAACGGUUGUGAGAUUUGGUGCCUUUUUUGUUGCGUGUUGAAGAUUGGAGCCCAUCGUUUUAAGGCUAGCUGAGCUGGCCAGCAGGUGAAACCCCAGUCUGACAGAAGGUGUUUUAUUUCAUUGAGGAUUUUCUUGGACGGAGAAGCAAAUCUGUGGUAAAGGACAGUGAUGGGAAAGGAAUGAGAAGUGCUGUUUUUCCAACAUUUUUAUGUCCUCGGAGGGUAUUUAUUUAAUUGCUUCAUAUUUUCUUAGCAGUUUGUAAUAAAUCUACAUAAUAUUUGGCUUGAGUUAGAAGCUAUUGGUUGCAGAAAGCAGGACACGUCUUCUGCUGCAGUGUGCGUUAUAAUUGGUCCGGGCUCACGGCUGUGCUGUUGAUGAACGCUCCUUUUCUUUUCCACUGAAUGAAUCCGACCUGGGUCAAAGCACCAUUCAGAGUACUUUGCCAUGGUGGGUUCAACAUGUCUGACACAACGAAACUUAAUGAAGUGUCAAUAAGUGCAACCCCACCACGCUUAAAGUCAUUGAUUGGAUUACAAACGUUCUUGUCUGGAAUGAGUGGAGCUGCUUCAACCAACAAUCCCCUUGGCCUCCUUUCAAUGCAGAUAAGGUCACGUCUAUUUGCUGGAGUAGAAUUGGACUUUUAAUUGCUACAUGCUGUAGGCUUACAACUAAUAUUCCUCUGCAGCUGCACUAGUGUUGUCAGUAUGUGUUGUCAGUAUGUGUUGGCUACUCCUCAGAGAAGGAUACUCGGGCUGCAUGCGCAGGCUUUGUCUGCAGGAAGGUCGUCAGUGUUUGCUUGAAGAUGAGAAAAGAUGUUGCUGUGUUGCUAGAGCUGUUUGCACUUUCAUCCCAGUACUUCAUCCCAAGUUGAAGGCUUAUGUAUUCUAAGCCAUCAUGUAGUGAGUAUUAAUCAAGGAUCCCUGACCAUUUCUCCUUGACCAUCUCAUGCGUGGGAAUUAGAAAAUGUGAAGCUAGAAAAGGUCUGCUCCACUGUGAGACGACUAAGAGAGAGGGAGCAUGACUCAGAUGAGCUCUGCAUUAUGUUUGUCUCUCGCAUCAUCCCUGUGUUCACAGUUUGAUCAUCACAGUCUCUUGUUUUCUUUUGCCUUGCUCAUAAGCACAGAGAAAUGACAUUUACACAUCGAUCCGGGGCCUCGCAGUUGCAAGAGCAUCCUCCGAUGAGGUUGAUGAUUGGAAAAAUAGGUCGAGUCAAAUCUGGUCUUCCAUUUUCCUCCUUCUUUUGACACUUUGACAUAGUUUACAGAAUCGAUAUACUGUUGAAAAAAAUGUUUGAUAAUCCACACAAAAUUGAUUGAUGGCACUUUGCCUGUAAUAAAUCAGAGUCUGUCCCUGAAAAGGAUAUUCUGUAUAAGUCGCUUUGAAGCAAAAUUAUGUAAAGAACUCUAAUACCCGUCUUUAACUAGGCAAUUUGUAUUUGUAAGUAACUGCUAUACAUAUAAAAAAAUGACAUUGUUCAUUUGUUGAUAGGUAUAGACGGUCAUUAUUUGAACAGAUCUCCUGAACUUUUCUUUGCCUUAUGGUUAAAGAUGAGAGGUAGUGCGGGUUGCGUCUGUGGAACUGAGCCAGAAACAGGUUGUUUGGGAGCUGGAGAGAGCUGAAGGUCUGGUCUUUUUGUAGUGGCAUCUCUUCUUCUUAUAAUAAUGCAUAAGGUAGCAUGGGCAGAGGCUUACAAUCCAUGAUGUAAAUGUUUUGUUUGUUGUGUUUUUUUAUAUGUUCAUAUUAAAAGACAAUAAAAUUUAAAUAAUAUUUUAUUAAGCCGUGAAUCGCCUCCAGUUGUUCCUAUAGGCAAACAGACAAUAAAAAGCUGUUGAGGGCAGCAGCAGCAGCACCUGAAGCUGAUGCCACAGAGGACUGGGAGGACUGGUUAAGGUGGAGGUUGAUAUGUCCUGUACCAAAUGCUCAGAUCUGGGGACACAUUUGAUGCCUGUUGAGGAUAAAACUGUAAAAUUUCAAAUGAUCGUAUUCUAACAGCUGUUAUUGACGUGUGGAAUUAAUUAAAAUCAGUUCUUAAAAACGUG